AUGCAUGGCUACUCGUCUUCCUCGGAGACGGAUGACUACUAUAGCUACCGCAAGCACAAGGCAACGGUUCCUGCCACCACGACUACCAACGACGCCAACAAGAAGAAGAAGAAACGCAAGGUGCCUCCUCAGCAGAGAAUCAACCGGAUAUGGAAACGCUUCAGCGACAAGCGGUUCAACAAGGCGGUAGCAGUCUUGCCCUUCGACCCGGUUCUCCCUCCGUCGAUUUCUGAGCGAUCCAACGAGCUUCUCAGUGCUGGGUACGAACGCGCUGCUUCUGAAUGUAGGCGGAAAGUCCAGAAGAUCAUCCAAGAAUGCCGAAGGGUGAAUAUGCGAUAUCGGGAUCCUGGGUGGGAUCUGAUGGAAAAGGGGCAUACUCUCAACACCCUAGGGCGCACCAAAUACGACCUCAGCAUGUCGACCAUGCUCAACCCCAGCUCCGUUGUUCCCAAGGCCGUCAAGCGAGUCCACGAGAUCUUCGAGAAGCCGACCUUCAUGGCCAAUCUCAGCGGAAACGACGUCAAGCAGGGUAGUCUUGGCGACUGCUGGUUGAUGGCUAGUUUCUCGGGACUGGCCAAUGUGGAGGAUGGUAUCAAGCGCAUCUGCGUCGAGUACGAUACCCGCAUUGAUGGCGAGUGGAUCUACUCUAUCAUCGACGACAAGCUCUUUCUCAAGUCGCCUUGCUGGGACUCUCCUAGUAUGCAGCGCGAUCUCUUGCAGCAAAUUGACCGCGAGGACGUCGAAAGAGUUUACCGACAGACGUAUCAAACAGGCUCAAAAGCCCUGUUCUUUGCUCAAUGCAAGGAUCAGAACGAAACCUGGGUGCCGCUCAUCGAGAAGGCAUAUGCCAAAGCACACGGCGAUUACGCCUCCUUGGCUGGUGGCUGGAUCGGAGAGGGAUUGGAAGACCUCUCGGGAGGUGUCACCACCGAGCUUCUUGCAUCUGACAUCUUGGAUCUUGACGGAUUCUGGGAGAACGAACUCAGCCGAGUCAACGAGGAGUUUCUUUUUGGCUGCAGCACUGGUCUUCUCGACGGCGGCUACGGCGAUCGUGACGGCAUCUCAGAAGGCCACGCAUACGUCGUGAUGGAAGCUCGCACCCUCAAGAAUGGCACUCGCCUUCUUAAACUCAGAAACCCCUGGGGUAAGACCAAGAAGGGUAUCUGGGAAGGCGCGUGGUCUGAUGGCUCCAAGGAGUGGACCACCGAGGUACAGGAAGAACUGGGCCACCAUUUCGGCAGCGACAGCGUCUUCUGGAUCUCGUACGAGGACCUGCUUCGCAAGUACCAGCAUUUCGACCGGACCCGUCUGUUCCGCGAGAAAGACUGGCGCUGCUGUCAGAGAUGGAUCGGCGUCGAGGUGCCGUGGAAGCCUCAGUACAACGAAAAGUUCCACAUCAAGUUGACAAAGGAGUCUCCUCUUGUCAUUGUUCUGAGCCAGCUCGACAACCGCUACUUCAAGGGACUUCAUGGCCAGUACUCAUUCCGACUGCAGUUCCGACUGCACGAGCAAGACCGACCAGACCCGGAAGACUACAUUGUCCGUAGCCAUGGAAACUAUCUCAUGGAUCGUUCUGUCUCUAUUGAACUCCCGUCCAUGCUGCCUGGAAACUACAGCGUGUUCAUCAGCGUCGUUGGCGAACGAGAUUCUGAGGCCUUGAGCAUUGAGGAGGUUGUCAAGCGCGAGUGCAAGAAGCGCGUCGAGAAUGAGAAGCUCGCCCAGGUUGGCUAUGCCUAUGAUCUGGCUCACAGCAAAGCCGCUGCCCAUCUGGAAGCUGUCAAGAAGCUUCGUAAGAAGGCAGACCAGAAGAAGGCCAGCGAGGCUCGUGUCAAAGAGCGCCGCAAGAAUUGGGAAAAGCGUCACCUUAACCGGGAGAUCACCAAGAAGCAAGGCCGCAAGAACAACAAGAAGCUCGAGGCUAAGCAAGCUGCCCGUGAGGCUAAGAAGCGCGCGGAAGAGGAGCUGAAGCCCAAGGAUGCUGGCGUUCAGACCGACAUCGCCCCGAAGGAGGAAAAGCCUGUCGAGGCCAGGGCUACUGAUGUUCCCAAGACAGACGAGUCCAAGGAUGCAAAGUCUGAUGGCAAGACCCCCGGCUUAAAGACCAAGGGGCAGGACACACAGAAGAAGGAAGCCGACAAAGCGGCCGAGGAUCCAGCCAAGGCCGAGACGGAGCCCAAGAGAGAAGACAGCACGCCGGUAGUAGUAGAUGAUGCCAAGAGUUCCGACGAAGAAGGUGAAGACACCCCGCUCGCCACUCCCUCUGAGACUCCUUCUCUCGAGAAGACGGAACACGAAGCUUCUGGACUAUCUGGGGACGAGACCGAGACGACGCCUGACGAGAAGAAGGAGGCCACCGAGACUUCAAAAGACAAGGCUGACGACAAAGCAGAAGACAAGACCAAGGACAAGGAUCAAGUCAAGGGUGAGGACAACCCCGAGCAGCCCAAGGAUGAAGAUGCCAAAACACCGUCUGCAGCUACCUCGGAGUCUUCGGGCACUCCACAGCUCACCCCCAAGAGCGAUGCUGCCACCCCUGAUACGGACAAGGCCAAGCCCAAGGAUGAAGACAAGGCUGCAGCUGCGGCCUCGUCUCCCACUUCUACUGGAUCCCCUCCCCCGCCACCGGCCACUUCCAACCCUUCCCCACCACCUCCUCCCGUGCAGCAAAAGAAGCCGCCCAACAUGUACGUGACCUCAGAUGGCGAGUCGAGCGCCUCCCCGGUCGAAGACUGGGAAGCGCUUUACAGCAGCGACGACAUGACGCGCAAGCCGCGCAUGGCCGCCCCGCCCCCUGCUGGUCAAGCCGUCGUCAGCAAGUAUCGGGACGAAACCGAGGACGAGAACGAGCCCGAUCCGUGGAAUGCCAUUUGCGUGGUCGGCCUCAGAGUCUACUCCAAGGAUGAAGAUCUGGAGCUUCGUGUGGUUAUGGAAGGCGGUGAGCUUGGUGAGGGUGGUAUGGGUGAGAAGGGCGGAGUCGAUCUGGAUAACGCCCAGGCCAACGCUGGUGGCGCCCGGAGCACCAAGAUUCACAGGGACGAAGAGAGUGAGAAGGAGGAGGCGGCAUAUGAAGGCGAUAGCGAGGUAGAGAAGAGGAAGAAGAAGGAGAGGAGAAAGAAAAAGGGAAAGAAGAGCAGCGGAAGUGAGAGCAGCAGUGGGAGCAGCAGCGAGAGCGGUGAGGAAGAGCAGAGCCAGAAGGACAAGAAGAAGGAGGACGAUGGAAUGGCCAAAUAUCCAGUAAUUGUGCAGAAGGGUAAGGGUGAGGAAGAGUACGAGACUGCGGUGGAGUCACAGCUGGAGAACUGA
Messenger RNA from Podospora anserina S mat+, 3303 nucleotides. RefSeq lists its product as uncharacterized. The record is from RefSeq and is a predicted model, not a curated record. The transcript is spliced from 3 exons. Gene Ontology annotation, biological process: proteolysis. NCBI's taxonomy places the organism in Eukaryota, Fungi, Ascomycota, Sordariomycetes, Sordariales, Podosporaceae. Gene Ontology annotation, molecular function: calcium-dependent cysteine-type endopeptidase activity. The coding region runs from base 1 to 3303 and encodes 1100 amino acids. Gene Ontology annotation, cellular component: cytoplasm.